Meira miltonrushii is the source of this 150-nucleotide messenger RNA. RefSeq names its product glucocorticoid receptor-like (DNA-binding domain). The annotation marks the transcript as partial. Gene Ontology annotation, molecular function: zinc ion binding; RNA polymerase II cis-regulatory region sequence-specific DNA binding; DNA-binding transcription factor activity, RNA polymerase II-specific. The record is from RefSeq and is a predicted model, not a curated record. Gene Ontology annotation, biological process: positive regulation of transcription by RNA polymerase II; negative regulation of transcription by RNA polymerase II. The transcript has a single exon. NCBI's taxonomy places the organism in Eukaryota, Fungi, Basidiomycota, Exobasidiomycetes, Exobasidiales, Brachybasidiaceae.
UGCAGUAAUUGUCGUACAACACAAACACCUCUUUGGAGAAGAGAUGGUAAAGGUGGCUUGUUGUGUAACGCUUGUGGAUUGUUUGCCAAAGUUAAAGGAAGGCCAAGACCUGUAAGUUUGAAAACGGAUGUAAUCAAACCACGAGCACGU